UGCCACAUGAAUUCAUUUGAAAUCUUCUCUUCUGAACUUAACCGCAAUGGGUUUUGCCUUCAUUUUGUGUCGUCUGAUUGUCAUCAUUAAUUAUGGGGUUGCUUUCAAAUUGUUUUCCACGCACUUAUCUCACUUUAUUAGCAGAGAGAACCCUUUUUCUGGUUUUCUUCGCGGUAUCAGAGCGGACUGUGGACUGUGGAAGGCCAUGGUGGCGCGUUUUGCUAUUCGCUGAAGAAAGGGGGGUUUUCUUCUGUUUUUUUAAUUUCUUUUUUUAUACUCUGCUUUAGAAGGGGUUGAAGAAGAAGAAGAAGAAGAAGAAGAAGAAGACGAUAUAUUGGUUCGAUUGGUUUGGUUGUGUGCAAUUUUGUUAUGAAUAAUUUCUGAAAUCUGGGUUCGAAUAAGGGAGAUGAUUUGUGGGUAUGGAUGCCGUUCCACUUUGGGGCUUUCUUUUUUCGUGUUGAAGCUAGAAUGAAGCCAAACAACUUGGAAUCUGUCCGAUACUGAGUGACUUUAAAGGAAUUCUUGGGGUUUGUAGAAUCUUAUGAAUGGGAACUGAUAGUACCAAAAAAGUGGAGGCAGUUUCAAAUAUAUAUUCCUUUAAGGUUCAUUGUAGAAUGUGCACCGAGUUAAUGAAGUUGGUCGACCGGGUGUUAGAGAUAUUACCAGAGAUUGAAGCAGCUCGUCCUGGAAGCCCGGAAGGAAGAGAGGCGCUGUGUAAUUUAAACAUUGGAAUGAAGAAAGCAGAGCUAGUUCUUCAGUAUUGUCGAGACUCGAGUAAACUUUAUCUGGCAUUAACUGGAGAUAGGAUUAUCUCUAGAUGUCAUAGAGUGAAGAGUUUGUUGGAGCACAAUUUGCGUAAAAUUAAAUACAUGGUUCCUGUGGCAUUGGCUCGGAAGAUCUCUCAAAUAGCAGAUGAUCUUAAGAUUGCGAAAUUCAUCCUUGACUCAUCUGAAGAAGAGGUUUGGAAGGCUAUGCAACAGUUGUUGAAGCUCGGUCCAUCGUCUCCAGAUGCUCCUGAAAUUUCUGAAAUCAAGGCUCUGAAAAUUGCUGCUUUGAGGCUUAAUAUUUUAUCCUAUAAGGAAAUGUUGUUCGAGAGACGAUCAAUCAGAAAACUAUUAGAUGAUGUUGGUCAUGGUAAUCCCCGGAAAAGGAAGAUUUUGACAUACCUUUUCUAUCGUUUGAAGAAGUAUGGGAAGCUGAUACUGCAAGAAAUCUCGGAAGCCCGAGCGGAUAUCUCUAGUAGCAAUGGAUAUGGGGAAAUGGAGGGUAAUGUGAGACAAGGGAAUGAUACUCCCCAAGCUGAUAUGAUACUCAAUAGAGCCAUUCCCCCUGAGGAAUUCAAGUGCCCCAUAUCAUUGAGAUUGAUGUAUGAUCCUGUCGUAGUUGAAUCCAAAGUGACAUAUGAAAAGGUACGGAUUGAAAAAUGGUUUAAGGAGGGUCAUGAUACAUGCCCACUAACCAAAAUGAAACUGACCAAUUUUUCAAUGACUCCUAAUGUUGAUAUGAAGAAAUUAAUUCAUAAAUGGUGCAUAAAGUUUAGAGUCACAAUUCCCGACCCAAGUGUGGAACCAGAAUGCCCCGAGGUUUGGGAGAAUUCCAUUGCUAGCUUUGGAAGUUCGAUGAACGAAAUUCGUCUACCCAUCGACUUCAGUGAUAUCUCGUUUGGUGGUCUUCAUAAUAGUUAUUAUCCAGAUUCAUUGAGGCUCAAUGAAUUGGGUAUCAAGUCUAGGCAGAGUAAAGAUGAUGAUCUGGGUAGGUUUCAAUCUGAUUCAAAUGCUGAGGAAACAAACUUGGAGUUUCCUUCUACCAUGAGUGAGCUUUCGUGGGAAUCAAAAAGCAAGGUUAUUAAGGAUAUGAACGACGUCAUUAACAAAAACAGAUUUGGUCCUAUCUUAUCUGAAACUGUCAUGGAUCAACUUGCCUUGUUUAUAAAGGAUGCAUUUGAUCUUCAGGAUUCUGAAGCUCAGAAAAAUGGAUCUGAGCUGUUUCUUUCACUUGUGAGAAAAAGCAGGUCGAACAGCCUGAGUGUUCCCGAGAAGAUUCUGACAACAUUGGCUAGUUUACUCAAUUCAGAAGUGACUGAUGAAGUUCUUGCCAUUUUAGAAGCAUUAUCUGGCCACCAUAAAUGCGGUUCUAAGUUCAUUACGUCUGGUGUUCUCGCUUCAAUGGUUGAGUACCUCGACUUAGAGAUCAAAGCCUUGCAAGAAUUUGCUGUCAAAACUUUUGCUAACUUGUCCUCAAACAGCCACAUCCGCUCCGACAUCGUAUCAUUGGGGUGCAUCCCAAAACUAGUUUCCUUGCUAAAUGAUGAGGAUGAUCUCUCAGAGAAAUGUAUGUUUAUUCUGCAAAAUUUGUGCCAAACUGAAGAAGGAAAGAUUUAUAUUGUUGAAACUAAUGGCUGCAUUGCCUCCAUUGUUCGACGUCUUGAAAUGGGCAAGCUCGAAAACCAGGAGCACGCAAUCACUAUUCUCCUUUCGCUAUGCUCUCAACGAGUUGAGUAUUGUGAGUUAGUAAUGGCAGAAGGUGUUUUCCCUCUUCUUUGGAAGAUCUCCAACAAUGGGAGUGAGAAAGGAAAAGCGGGCGCCUUUGAAUUGCACCGACUUCUUAAGGACGUUCAGGAUAAAGAGCAGCAAGAAUCUUAUGUUUCUGAUACUUCAUCUUCUAACAAGCCUGCCUGCAACUCCAAGCAAAGGAAGGUGAGCAAGAAGCCUGGAUUUCUUGGAAUGAUCUUCACAAAGCACCGACCUCCAAAAGACGUUCAGGAUAAUGAGCUGCAAGAAUCUUAUGUUUCUGAUCCUUCAUUCUCUAACAAGCCUGCCUGCAACUCCAAGCAAAGGAAGGUGAGCAAGAAGCCUGGAUUUCUUGGAAUGAUCUUCACAAAGCACCGACCUCCAAAAGACGUUCAGGAUAAUGAGCAGCAAGAAUCUUAUGUUUCUGAUCCUUCAUUCUCUAACAAGCCUGCCUGCAACUCCAAGCAAAGGAAGGUGAGCAAGAAGCCUGGAUUUCUUGGAAUGAUCUUCACAAAGCACCGACCUCCAAAAGACGUUCAGGAUAAUGAGCAGCAAGAAUCUUAUGUUUCUGAUCCUUCAUUCUCUAACAAGCCUGCCUGCAACUCCAAGCAAAGGAAGCCGAGCAAGAAGCCUGGAUUUCUUGGAAUGAUGUUCAAAAAGCAUCGACUUACAAAAGACGUUCAGGACAACGAAGAGCAAGAUUCUUAUGUUUCUGAUCCUUCAUUCUCGAACAACCCUGCCUGCAGCUCUAAGCAAAGGAAGCCAAGCAAGAUGUCUGGAUUUCUUGGAUUGAUCUUCCCAAAGCGCAGCCUCUUAAAGAAGGAGUGAGUGUUGUGUUUCUUACCUUGCCGAGGAGGCUGUGUAAAGCUGCAUUUGGAAUUUCUCUGCAAGUAGCUAUGAUGCAAACAAAUUUUCUGGUAAAGGGUUGAUAUUAUAUUUAUAUGCAAGUGUCGUCUAUAAUCAAUCAGGUCUGUACAUUUUUUUGUCCUCUUUAGGGUCUUCUUCAGAUACUUGUUUGCAGCAAGUAGCUUUUAGCCGCUUAUUCUUUGGCAGUGUAUUGAAGUUUACUGAUAAUGCCACUUGAUUUAGGCCAAGGCUUUGUUGUGUUUAAUUUUAGUGUAAAUAUUCUUUGUACAGUUUUCGGUUGUCUCGAUUAAAGUUCUGAACUUUUAUAAGUCUAUC
Cucurbita maxima (winter squash) is the source of this 3692-nucleotide messenger RNA. RefSeq names its product U-box domain-containing protein 5-like. The record is from RefSeq and is a predicted model, not a curated record. Lineage: Eukaryota; Viridiplantae; Streptophyta; Magnoliopsida; Cucurbitales; Cucurbitaceae. Gene Ontology annotation, molecular function: protein binding; ubiquitin-protein transferase activity. Gene Ontology annotation, cellular component: cytoplasm; nucleus. The transcript is spliced from 6 exons. The coding region runs from base 546 to 3338 and encodes 930 amino acids. Gene Ontology annotation, biological process: protein ubiquitination.